Messenger RNA from Ixodes scapularis (black-legged tick), 2575 nucleotides. Its product is annotated as protein ALP1-like. Bases 161 to 1558 code for a protein of 465 amino acids. The transcript is spliced from 5 exons. NCBI's taxonomy places the organism in Eukaryota, Metazoa, Arthropoda, Arachnida, Ixodida, Ixodidae. The record is from RefSeq and is a predicted model, not a curated record.
GUGUCCAUCCACUUAAAAACUACUAUGGACGCCGGUCGUGUUGUGCGUUUGAAAAUGCGCAAGUGAACUCUCCUACUUCGCAAUUUCUUGUCUCAAGCUCUGUAUCGAGCUUUUCAAGACCGGUGACACCCACGGACAGCCUUUCGUUGCCUGCGACAAAAUGAAAAAGGAGGUGAUGUCGAGCGCGCUGUCGAGAAUGGAGCCCAAGAAGUUGAAAGCCGUCGUCGCGAUGCUCACAGCCGCCGUGAACGACUACCUGAACAAAGUUAACCUACUCCUCCAGACGGCACAGCGACAACGCAGGCUGCUCCAACUGCUUGCAGCACUCCGGCAGCGACGGAAGGCCAAGGCGGUGCCCCCUAUGCGUCAGCCGGUGAACUGCUGCCCGAGCGUGCGCAACCUGCUGCUGGACUACCUGCACAACGAGCGGCUGCCCUUUGAGCGCCACUUCAGGGUCGGCCGCGCCACCUUCCGCCGCAUCUGCGCCAUCUUCUCCCGGCCCCGUGCCAGCGGGUGGACCCGGGAGCUCGAGCUGCUCAUCUUCCUCCACUGGCUGGGCAUGGGGGCGUCCUACAGGGCCAUUGCCGGCACCUUUGGGAUUCCCCGGUCCACGAUCCACAACGUGGUGUACCGCUACGUGAACAACCUGGUGGAUCACCUGACCCUGCUGAUCCACCCGCCGCGCACCGACGCCAAGCUCAGGGAGGUCGGGGACGGCUUCGCCGACCUGUGCUCCAGCGAGGCCUUCGCCAGGGCGGGGGGCGUCAUUGACACCUGCUGCAUCACCCCUUCGUCCGGCGACACCCCCGUCCUCAUGCAGGCGCUGUGCGACUCCCACGGCCGCUUCCUGGACUUCUCGGUGGGGUACCCCCCGUCCAUGGAGCCCUCGGAGGUGUUCCGCGCGAGUCCACUCUUCGAGAAGGGCGACUACCCGCCGCCGGGCUACUUCCUCAUCGGGGGCGAGGGCUACCCGUGCCUCUCCUCGCCCGUGGCCGUCAUGCCGCCCUUCCACAAGCCGCUCCAAGACGAAGCUGAAGUCAGCUUCAACGCCGUCUGCAACCGGGCCUUGACCGUGCUGCACGACGCGCUGGGUCAGAUGACCAGCCGCUGGAAGCUGGUGUUCGAGCGGCGGCUCACGGCGCUGCGCCAGCGCACCAUCAAGGUGGUGGCCAUCUGCGCCAUGAUCCACAACAUCUGCGUGGACGAGGGAGACACGUGGAACGACGCCGACGACGCCGACGACGGCGGCUUCGGAAUGGAGUUUGAGCCGGCCGGAGACUUCUCGUGGUGCGUUCCAGGCGACGAAGAGAAGGAUGACGAGGGAGGAGUGAUGGGGCGGGAGGCGCUGGCACAGCUGGUGCUGAGCGAGACGUCGUCUUCGAGGGUGCACCUGGAGCACGACUACUGCGGGCCCGAGGAGGAGGAGCAGUACGUGGAGGUGCACUGCCUGGACGAGGCGCCGCAGCAGCAGGGAGUCGUCGAGGUGGCGCAGCAGCCGGAAGAGGAGACCGUCAUGGACCACGACUACCUGGUGGCGGCAGAGGAGUGCGUCACCUGAGACCGCGCCGGCCCAAGAGAAGAACUCGCGACGAAGAUCGUGGGAGUUUCUACGGAACGUUGCAGAAACUGCGGAGCAAACGAACGAGACUAUGCAAACUUUUCCGUGCAGUUACCGUAAUGGCGGUGCGUUAGAGACUCCGGGAACGAUUCCGUCUGGUUACCGCAACAGCAGCCUACCACAGGUUACGGAAACGUUCCUGGAAAGUUUCUGAAACUGCGGGGCGUCAAAUGAGACUAUGUGAACUUUUCUGUAAAGUUAUUGUAACGGCGGUGCGUCGGAGGCUACGACAUCUUUGCCAUAAUGUUACCGCAACUGCAGGGCGUCGGAAGACUGUGGGUACUCUUCCGUAAAGUUACGACGACGGCAGUGCACCGGCAUCUGCGGGAAUGUUCAUGGAAAGUUUCAGAAACUGGUACGUUGGAGAAGUCACGCUUUUCCGUGCAGCUUUCGAAACAGCAGUGCGUUGAAGACCAUGGGAACCCUUUCAUACAGUUACUGUGACAGUGCGUCAAAGGCUACGGCAACUUUUCCGUGAAGUUUCCAAAACUACAGUGCAUGGGAGACUAUGAGAAAUUUUGGGGAUUUUUCCAUAAAAUUUCCAAAACAGCAGUGAAUUGGAGAGCGAGAAUUCUAUGAAUUUCUAUAGAAAAUUUGCAGUGCAUGAGACUGUGGGAACUUUAGCGUAAAAAUUCCAAAACAGUAGUGCGUUGGGAACUAUGGAAGCUUUUUCGUAGUGUUUCUGAGAUAGGGCAGCUGUUCUCAGAAGCACUGGGUCAAGCUGUACUUUACAGCUUUUUUUCUCGACCUCCGCCAUCAGUGUUGAUGGGAAAUAAACUUACUUACCUACUUCUUGCCACGACAAAUGGGAGGCGCUGUGCAAAGAAAAAUAAAAGGGUAUAGUACCAACCUACAGUAGAACCUGCAAUGUAAAAAAACAUUCUGUGUUGUAUUUUUCCCUUUAAAGGGAUACUAAAAUUUGAAUUAAAUAUACCUCUCACAUUCUGGCCUACCCUU